AUGUUUGCCAGUGUAGUGUAUUGUUUUUAUAAGUGCUAUACUGCGUUUAAAAAUUUUUACAGUAUUGAAAUAAAUUAUGAAGCGCCUAUAGAAAAUGAAACGCUUGUUACAAAUCAAAAUUGA
Vairimorpha ceranae is the source of this 123-nucleotide messenger RNA. RefSeq lists its product as hypothetical. The coding region runs from base 1 to 123 and encodes 40 amino acids. The transcript has a single exon. Lineage: Eukaryota; Fungi; Microsporidia; Nosematidae. The record is from RefSeq and is a predicted model, not a curated record.